Kogia breviceps (pygmy sperm whale) is the source of this 2318-nucleotide messenger RNA. Lineage: Eukaryota; Metazoa; Chordata; Mammalia; Artiodactyla; Physeteridae. The record is from RefSeq and is a predicted model, not a curated record.
AGGCAGGUGCCCGACAUGGCGAGUGCUGUGCUGCCGAGCGGACCCCAGUGUGCGGCGGCGGCGGUGGCGGCGGCGGCGGCGGCGCCUCCCGGUCUCCGACUCCGGCUUCUGCUGUUGCUCCUCUCCGCCGCGGCACUGAUCCCCACAGGUGAUGGACAGAAUUUGUUUACUAAAGAUGUGACAGUGAUCGAGGGAGAAGUUGCAACCAUCAGCUGCCAGGUCAAUAAGAGUGACGACUCUGUUAUCCAACUACUGAAUCCCAACAGACAGACCAUUUAUUUCAGGGACUUCCGGCCUUUGAAGGACAGCAGGUUCCAGCUGCUGAAUUUUUCAAGCAGUGAACUCAAAGUGUCCUUGACAAAUGUCUCAAUUUCUGAUGAAGGAAGAUACUUUUGCCAGCUCUACACUGACCCCCCUCAGGAAAGUUACACCACGAUCACGGUCCUGGUCCCGCCACGUAAUCUGAUGAUCGAUAUCCAGAAAGACACUGCGGUGGAAGGUGAGGAGAUUGAAGUCAACUGCACCGCCAUGGCCAGCAAACCAGCCACAACCAUCAGGUGGUUCAAAGGGAACAAGGAGCUCAAAGGCAAAUCGGAGGUGGAGGAGUGGUCAGACAUGUACACUGUGACUAGUCAGCUGAUGCUGAAGGUGCACAAGGAGGAUGACGGGGUCCCGGUGAUCUGUCAGGUGGAGCACCCUGCCGUCACUGGAAACCUGCAGACCCAGCGGUAUCUAGAAGUACAGUAUAAGCCCCAAGUGCAUAUUCAGAUGACUUAUCCUCUACAAGGCCUAACCCGGGAAGGGGACGCGCUUGAGUUAACAUGUGAAGCCAUCGGGAAGCCCCAGCCUGUGAUGGUAACUUGGGUGAGAGUCGAUGAUGAAAUGCCUCAACACGCUGUACUGUCGGGGCCCAACCUGUUCAUCAAUAACCUAAACAAAACAGAUAAUGGUACAUACCGCUGUGAGGCUUCAAACAUAGUGGGGAAAGCUCAUUCGGAUUAUAUGCUGUAUGUAUACGAUCCCCCCACAACUAUCCCUCCUCUCACAACAACCACCACCACCACCACCACCACCACCACCACCACCACCAUCCUUACCAUCAUCGCAGCCAAAAAGAAAAAGAAAAUUUCUGGAGCCCCCUGAGGAAUUUCCUGUGAAGAGGAGCCAAUAUAGCAGGCCUGGUUUUGAAGCCUGGUAGAAGGAGAAAACUUGAACGGCAUUAGAAAUAGAAGAAGAGACAAACCACGGUUUCUUCCAUAACAAGUGCAUCUGGCAGUGAAAAAACCUCACGUGCCAUCUCCUGAUUCACCCCGAAGGCAGGACUCCUGGCAGCUCACAGCCGUGAAUGUGGUUCUGGAUCGUGAGCGAAAGGACGGCUGGAUGCUUUAAUUUUUGGAAUGUCACAUGAUGAGAAGUGGCAUUUGGAAUUAUGUGGACUUGGGUGUUUUCCAUGCAAGACUUCUUGCCCUUAGAUUGUAACAUAGUAAGAUCCGCAGAGUGGAGGAUGGCUGAGUGGUGAGUAUGAGUGCGUGUGUGUGUGUGUGUGUGUGUGUGUGUGUGUGUGUGUGUGUAUAGAAACUAAUCUGAAAACCUUUAACAUGUUCAUUCCUCUGGCCUCCCAGUUAAUUGAACUUUCCAGCUGAACCCUGCUGAAAUAACACACUGGAUGGAAAACUUGAACCCAUAUAUUCAUCUACAGGCAUCUGCGCAUGAGCCAUAAAAGGAUCCUAAACGUGCAAUUGAUUCAGCGACGCCUGAUUGCCAGUCGUAAAGCCUGAGUGCCUGGGUGGAUUGGGUUAAAACAAAGGCAAUGUUUGAAUGUAUGAAUCUGUUGUUCAGCCAGCCUUCCGACUGAACUUUUCUGUCACAGUCCUGAGCCUUGAUGCGUUCAGAGCCAUCUACCAGUCACUGAGUUUGCACUGGUGUUUCUCAUCACUUUGCAUGUUCCCCUGACUAUUGACUAGCAAGUAGAUGUAUCCUGGCAAGACCCCCAGAACCAAAGAAUCUACUGUUUUCCUCACUGGCUCGCAGCUUUGAGCUGAAGGCAUGUCUUAAAACAGUGCAACUCACUUCAAAUGCUUUUGGCUUUUCAUUUAUUAUUGCUUGUCACGCGAUGUUCUUUGAAAGCUUGCUCAUAUAUUAUCUGUUCCAUUUUUUUCCAUUUUCCCUUUUUUUGCAUGCCGUUCCUCCUGUUUCUUCCCUUCCUCCAAUCCUCUGUUCCCGUCUGUAGACACCACGGCGACGACAGAACCAGCAGUCCACGGUUGGUACCACAUUACUGUUUAUCUACCUUCUCAGCACUGCUGAGCAGCAAGGCA